AUGUCCAAGUCGUACUUCAUUUCUGGUGCUAACCGUGGUAUCGGAUUCGCCCUUGUCAAGGUACUCAGUGCUGAAUCUAAGAACACUGUGGUAGCCGGUGUCCGUAACGUGGACGGCGCUGGUGAAUUGAAAAAAUGGGCUGACGUGCACACUAACGUGAAAAUUGUGUCGUUAGACGUUUCCACUGCAGAAAGCAACGAAAAGGCUGCCAAGGAAGUUGCAAGUAUUUUACCUGAUGGCCUUGACGUGCUGAUAGCAAAUGCGGGCAUUGCAAACUCAGCAGGAGCAACCAUUUUGGAGAGUGCUGACGUUUCGUACUACGAACAUUUCACAGUCAACACUGUGGGUCCAAUCAGACUUCUUCGUGCUUUCAAAUCUCUGCUGGACAAGAAGUCAACCAAGCACUUUGCGGUGGUGUCUUCAGCAGCUGGCUCUCUUGUCAGCAACAUCAACUUUCCCUUAUCUACCUCUUCCUACGGUUUAUCAAAGGCUGGCAUUGAUUUUGCAAUCAUCAAUUUGAACAGAGAAUUGGGUCCCGAAGGCUACAAGGUCGUGGCUUUACACCCUGGUGUUGUCAGCACCGAUAUGGGUAAAAAGGCUUUGAACGACGAAAGGUUUAAGGACGUGCUUGAUGAAGUGAGCGAGCAAUUCCCAAUCAUCACACCCGAAGAGUCUGCAGAAGCAAUCAACAAGAACAUUUUAGAAAAACUGCCCGAAAUUGCUGGUAAAUUUAUUUCCUACGACGGGACUGAGGUUCCAUGGUAG
Messenger RNA from Lachancea lanzarotensis, 765 nucleotides. RefSeq names its product LALA0S07e02696g1_1. Lineage: Eukaryota; Fungi; Ascomycota; Saccharomycetes; Saccharomycetales; Saccharomycetaceae. Gene Ontology annotation, molecular function: oxidoreductase activity, acting on the CH-OH group of donors, NAD or NADP as acceptor. The transcript has a single exon. The record is from RefSeq and is a predicted model, not a curated record. The coding region runs from base 1 to 765 and encodes 254 amino acids.